GGCACCUUUUGCCCCUCUCCAUGCCUAGACCAGGCCUCAUCUUUGCCGCUCUUCUUCUUCUUCUUCUUCUCGCCUUAAUUCAUGAGACCUGCAGUGCCAAAGAUAAACAUUACUGUCCACCUUCUUCUUGUGGAAAUAAUUCGAAUAUUAGCUACCCUUUCAGAUUAAACACAGAUCCGCCUAAUUCCUGCGGAAUGACUGCAGAUCCAAUAUAUACUCUAUUCUGUGAGAACAACCUUACAGUAUUGUACUCUGAUCAAUCAAGAAAAUUCUACGUGAAAGCAAUCAAUUAUGACAAUCAAACAAUUCGAGUAGCUGAUGCUAGUGUUGAGGAAGGGAGCUGCUCCAUACCUCAAUAUUCUUGGGACGCCCAAUAACUUCUCAACGUUUUCAAAAUAUUAUAAUUAUUCUUCUUCUUCUUAUUAUUAUUAUGAUGCCUAUUUUGAUGCUUUUUGGGUGGAUGUUCUUUUCAUAAGUUGUGGAAAUCUUGUAAGUGAUCCUCUUUAUGUGGAAGCUCCUGCCUGCAUCAAUGAAAGCUCUUUCUCCACUCCUUCUAGGCCUAAAUCUGAAGGCAAAAGGUAUUAUUAUGUGAAAAUUGGAAGGACAACUGCACUUGAGUUAAAACCCUCAUGCCGUAUUGAGCUAAUGGCACUUACACCUUUCAUAUGGGAGAUGAAUUACGGGAACCUCUCCUACCUGGACAUCCACCAUUGGUUAGCAUAUGGAAUUGAGUUGUCGUGGAGGUUUGUUUCAUGUGGAGAGACAGAGUCUUCCUGUAUUAAUAUGGAAAACCAGUGUGUUAAUGUUUCUCAUCCUACAUAUCAUGUGACAGUGAACGAAGUUUUCAACAGAGGUAUCAAUUGGCUCAGUUAUCAUUUACCUUGUGAGUACCUCUAAGCCACAUCUUGUUCAAAUAUAUAUUAUAUAUAUAAAGAGUAAAAUCUUAAGUAGUAUAAGAAGGGUAUAGAGUCAACUCUGUCUAUUUUGUUUCUUUUUCUUCUCUCCCUUUGAUUCUCUAAAAAUGAGUUUGACUUUAUGGUAAUUUUAUAAAUAUUUUGAUCCUUA
Rubroshorea leprosula is the source of this 1065-nucleotide messenger RNA. The record is from the annotation of a GenBank genome assembly. NCBI's taxonomy places the organism in Eukaryota, Viridiplantae, Streptophyta, Magnoliopsida, Malvales, Dipterocarpaceae.